UACAUCCGGUGAAACGUCUGGCUAGUUGUUCUAUCUGUGGCAAUAUCGUAUUUGGAGCUUGCGAACGGAAAAAUGUUUACCAUAUUUUGUAAAAAAAAUAUUAAUUCGACGAAAAUAAUGGAUAUGUUCAGUAAACUGACACAUCUCUUUCAACAGGCGUUGGAGACCAGGGAGCCAUCAGUAAAUUUAUUGGACUCUUUCGUGGACCACUGGAAAGGGAUAACCAAUUAUUACAUUGAAACUACUGGUCAAACGAGGCCUGUAAAGCAGACAGACAUCCCAUGGCGAUUGAAGCAGAUGCUGGAUAUCUUAGUUUACGAAGAGGCCCAACAGGGGCAGGAGGAGAUGGGCCCUUGUAUGGAGUACCUCCUACAGCACAAACUGCUGGAGACCCUCUGCACCCUAGGCAAAGCACAGUACCCCCCAGGAAUGAACCAGCAGGUCCUGGUGUUCUUCUCCAAGAUCCUGGUACAAAUCCAAAAGCCAAUGCUUCACAUCCUCAAUGUGUAUAGGCCAGUCCAGAAGCUGGUUCGUCUGUGUGGUCUUCCGGGAUCGCAGACUGAGAAAGAGGAGGCUCAGUUAAUGUUUGUGGUUUGCUCCAGGGUGAAACAAGAUCCGUAUGUUCUCAACUACAUUUUAGAGAUUAAAAAGGAUAAUCACUCCAAGAGGUCUAUUUCUACCUCUGAGGAUACAGAAAAAGAGAGAAGUGGAGAAACUGUGUCUUCCAAUUACCCCACAGCUUCCAACCCUGCCUCCACCUCCAGUCCUCAACAGCACUCACCCACUGACUCUCCCUCAACUAUUUUCCCAGCCAAUGCAGGCCUCAUCCAUGUCUUGGUCCACUUGAGCAGAAGCCAGAAAAGCAGAGUUGCACUGAAAGCCUUUGAGAGCUUGCUGCUCCUUGUCAGCAUACCAAAGGAAGAUACUGCAGUGUGCCUGGCUGAAAGCACCCCACUGUGUCAGCUACUAGCUGAGAGGUUGUGUGAGCUCUUCAGCCAGCUCCCGGCUACGCUGGAGCCUGCAGACAUCCACAGUUUCCCCCAGACCCACUGGAAUAAUGGACCUGAUGUCUUGUGCAGUGUUCCAUUCUCUCAGAGCGGUAUGCAGGAAAGCCAGUCAUUUCCUGGUAGUGAGCACAUGGAGAGCUUUUUCGCUUGGCUGGACUUCCUUGACCAUCUGAUGAGGGAGGCACCAAAGAGCCUCGCUGUGAGAUUAGCCAAAGAAAUUCACCAUUGCUGGCUUGUCGGUGUUCUACAGCAUGAGCUGCUCCAAAUGUCUGAGAUGGGCGUGCUGGUGAACACUGCGCUGCUGUGCUGCUCGGUGCGUCACAUCCAAUCCCCUGCCAUGGUGGAAGAGCUGGUCUCGUUCCUCCUAGGCAGACAAACACAGAGUGAGCAGCGCUUGGACACAGAGAGUCAUGUGCUGCGUUAUCAACUUAUAGAGCACUGUGACCACAUCUCCGAUGAGAUCAGUAUCACUACUCUGCUCCUGUUUGAAGAGCUCCUACAGAAGCCUCACAGGGACAUUCUCUUCAACCUGGUCCUGAGGAAUCUGGAGAACCGCUGCUAUGUGACACGCACUCUCGGGGGAGGGGAUGAUUGCAGGCAUUUCACUGACACUGAUCCCGUGGAGGAGAAUGAAGAACUAGAGGAGGACCCUUUCUUCACUGACAUGUACGGCGAGGAUGAAUUCAACAGCUCAGAGCAUCUAAUGCAUCGACCACAGCUCAUCAGAGAACAUCGCUGCAGUGGGCAAACUCAAGCAUUGGACAUUGUAAACAGUUUUCUGUGUUUGGUCCCUCAAGAAGCAAAAACCUCUCAACAUGUCCAAGGUGCCCGAUAUGAAACUUAUGUCCAUGAUGCUCAUGAGCAGUUUAAAGAGUGCACUGCAUUCUUGCUCAAUUGGGAUUGGCCGGAGUCCCGCAAACCAACCGAGUUGUCUAUAUCCAGUUCUGACUUUUUCGAAGGCCACUUCCUCAAAGUUCUGUUUGACAGAAUAGGCCGGAUCCUUGAGCAGCCCUAUGAGCUGAAUCUCCAGGUGACAUCUGUGUUGUCCAGGCUGGCCGUGUUCCCUCACCCCCACCUCCAUGAGUACCUGCUGGACCCCUACAUCAUCCUGGCCCCUGGAGCCCGCUCCCUGUUCUCUGUGCUCAUCAGGGUGAUAGGAGAACUGAUGCAGAGGAUCGAGGUGAUCCCAAACUUCACAGAGAAGCUUGUGCAUGUCCGAAGGCAGCUGAUGGGCCUGGAUGGGGAGUCUGGAGUGGAUCACAUGCCCCUGCUUAAGGGAGUGAUCAUCCUGGAGGAGUUUUGUAAGGAGCUGGCAGCCAUUGCCUUUGUCAAACUUCCUCCCAACAACACAAACUUGCAGAACACAGACACCUUGUGAAUCCUUGAACAGAACACUCAGUCAGAUGGACGACACCAGUCACAGCUGCUUACUUCUGUUGGUUGCACGAGUAAACAAAGCCAUAGAUGACCGGAGGUACAAGGGCAUUAAUUGUUCUCCAAAGAUGAAGCAUUGGUACUUAAGAGAAUAGCAAAUGUGUAAGAUUCAUCUCCAUUUUUAGGUUUAUUGUAAAUGUUUUGCUUUGAGUUUAGCUUAUGUUAAAUGACUAUCUUAAGCAAAUUAUCACACCUGGAAGUAAUGUAUGCAGUCAAUCAAAUCAAUGUAAAAGGUUGCGUUCCAUCUUGUCUUUGUAACAGUUGCGUAUAUAAGAUUGCUGUAGGCUAUCCCUGGUUCCUGAGAUAUUAAAACAUGUAUUAGAAUGAGGAUUGAGCUGGUAUUCAUAGUGCUUAUGUAGGAUCAUGUUCAUUAUGGACUAAACUGAUCCUGGGUCAGCACUUCUAAUGAAGCUUGAUACAUGAUCAUCUGGGCUGUGAGACUGGUUGGAACAACCUAAAAACUGUGCGUCAUCCAGUUUAACUAUUGAUACUUUGUUUGCAUGGCGAUGAGUCCAUCCUGGAGGCAGAACUGAGCGGUUUCCGCUAGAUGGGCCAGGUACAAAGUCUAAAUAAAUUAAUACCAAAAAGCAAAUGUUUUAAUACAAGGUUAGGUUUAAAAGAUUUGUACUUUGUGGCUGUGCCAGCUAGCAACCACUCUGGAGUUGCUUCCAGAACAAGAUUCACGACAAAAAACACUAACCUGUGCUUGCCUUUUCUCACAUGUUAUUUCUGUGUUGAGGUGAUGUCUGGUGUCUUAUGUGGACCAGGGUCACAACACAUCGGUCUUAAUACAUUGUUUUAAACAUCAA
Messenger RNA from Oncorhynchus masou masou (cherry salmon), 3250 nucleotides. RefSeq names its product FHF complex subunit HOOK interacting protein 2B (gene fhip2b). The coding region runs from base 73 to 2385 and encodes 770 amino acids. The record is from RefSeq and is a predicted model, not a curated record. Lineage: Eukaryota; Metazoa; Chordata; Actinopteri; Salmoniformes; Salmonidae. The transcript is spliced from 17 exons.